Messenger RNA from Parnassius mnemosyne (clouded apollo), 3171 nucleotides. NCBI's taxonomy places the organism in Eukaryota, Metazoa, Arthropoda, Insecta, Lepidoptera, Papilionidae. The record is from the annotation of a GenBank genome assembly.
AUGAUCGCCUUGAAGAAAUUGUACGGAGACGAGCUGCUGCGUCUUGCGUUAGUUCUCAGCCUCCUGAAGUCGAACCCGGACGAGUACCUGCAGGACGAAACACAACAGCUGAUCGCCGGCUUGAACAUAUCCAACGGAUCCGAUUGGUCGUUAGAGCCGGAGACGAGGACGCUGAUCCGACCGAGGUUCGUCCACCCGAAGUCCUUGGACAACAUUCUGAUCAAUUACGAGCGUCAGCUGUUCGAGGAGUUGAACUCCCUCGGGCGCUACGCCAAUUCAUACAUAGAAAACAAUGUGCGGAUACGAAGCAACAGUGUGCUUCAUACAUAUUUACUAAACGAUGUUUCGACGCACACAGUAGCGCCCGCGCUCGCGCCGACGCCGGAGCUCGAAACGGGACAAGAUGGCGUCUCCGCGGACGACAACGUAGCGCAAGAAGUGAAGGUCGACAACGAGGAAACUGAAGAGGGCGCCGCGACCAGCCAACCGGACGCAGUGGUGACACUGUCGUCCGACUUCUUCUCGAACCGAUCCGAGUCGGACAUCUUCGGCGAGAUCGCGUCUCGGUCUUUCGAUGUCAACGAAUUCCUAGUCCAACCCGCCGAGAUGCAGAUCAAAAAGGAGCCCCAGGACUCGCAGGAGUCCGAUCUGUUAGACGUUAGAGUGAAGAAGGAGAGAGAGACUGAUGAUCUUUAUAGCGACAAUGCGAUCGACGAUUUUGUGCCUUAUUUUAGUGCUAAAGCUGAAAAAUUUGAGAUAGGCGAGCCCCACUCCUUAUACCGUCAGAACCUGGCGGAUCUGCAAGACUAUAACGAAAUGUUUGAGGACCUAAAAGAGCUUCGGAGCGACCUAGAUUUGGAUAUAAAACAACAGCAAGAGAAUCUCGAGCAAUAUUUGCUUGAGAACACGCCUUUAGAUCCCGAGGUGUAUGAUCUGGCUCCUGUGUUUGACGAGGAGUUGGUGUUGGACGUGAAGAGAGAAAGAGCGAGCACUAGUUUCACUUCGGCUAGUUCGAGCGGUGUGAGCGAGUUGGACACGUCUUCAAGCGGCCUUGACGUAAAGUUGGAGCCGGAUGAAGGGCACCAUAGUGGCGACGAGUUGACCCAGGAGGACAUGGAUCUCAUCGAGGUGCUUUGGAAGCAGGAUGUGGAUAUGGGCUUCUCUCUGGAGGACCCCGUACAGCUGGAGGGUCCUCAAGCAACAAAAGUGGAACUUGGCGAUGAAAUCGCAAAGGAGUUGAAACUAGCCGAGGAGAAGAUCCAGAAGAAGAAGGAGGAAACGAAGGAGAUCGAGAAGGUGAAAGCUUCGCUUCUAGACCUAGAAUCUAAGGAGGAAGACCCGUGGGCCGGCCUCUCCUAUACUGUCGACACUGAAACAGGCGAAUACGUUAUCCAGGGUGAGUUGCCGCGCGAGUUGUUCAACACCGAAGAGUCCAGGUUCGAUCUUCUAGAAGAAGCGCUCCAACUGGUAGAACUAGGCGACGAGGCAGAGACCAAGGAUGAACAGCCAGUGGCGGUAGAGGGCAGUAGCAGCGGCGGCGAGAUGUUGCACCCGGCCAUGCGGCACGUGCCGCAUCACCCGCUAGCUCACUACCACAAUCAGUCGCUGAUGCGGACGGCCACCACCGAGCAGCGCUGGCAAGACCUCGCAUCCCUGUUGACCAUACCGCCGCCGCCUGAGCAGUACCACCAGCAUUAUCACCAGCACCCGCAUAACAUCAGUGCCCAUGGAGCUGCCUCAGGCUACGCACCCAACUAUCAUGCACCUAUCGCGCCAGUCCCUGAAAAACACCCGGAGAUCUAUGGCGCCGCCGCCCCGCUAGAGGGCGCUUAUAAAGUGGAAUCCGCUCAUCACCCCCAGCAGCACGAUGGUCUCUACUACCAGAAUUCGAGUGCGGAGAUGGCGCCACCGACGAAUCAAGACGGCUUCUUACAGUCAAUCCUCAACGAUGAAGACCUGCAGCUCAUGGACAUGGCAAUGAACGAAGGCAUGUACACGAUGCGUAUGUUGGACGGGGCACCUCACAUUCCGCCCCACAAUCACACCCAUAUGGCGAUGACGGCCGAACGCGACUCUGCUUCGGAUAGUGCUGUGUCCUCUAUGGGAUCGGAGAGAGUGCCUUCUCUCUCUGAUGGUGAAUGGUGCGAUGGAAACGACUCCGCUCAGGAGUUCCACAGUUCCAAAUUCCGACCUUACGAUGGCGCUUACGCUAGAGAAAGAGCCCCGCAUCCCCCGCAGAAGAAACAUCAUAUGUUCGGAAAGAGAUGCUUCCAGGAACAACCAGCACCUACGAUGGAACCCCUCCCUAGAGCCCCCGGCGUAGUAAAAUACGAAUGCACAGAGCAGACCUACCACCACGAUGCCUUGCAUAUGCACAACGUGGACUAUAACGCUCGCCACCAGAUAGCGCCACCUCACGUACCGACUCUGCAGCCUGCCUUGGACCUGAACACUGCACACUCCAGUCAGACUUUGCUACAGACGGGCGUUUCUAGCCCGGUGGGCCGUUACGGCGUGGUGACCAGCGAGCGAGUGCGCCACAACCACACGUACAGUGCACCACUACCGCCCGCUGAGCCGAGACACGUCACGCGAGAUAAACGAGUUCGACGGUUGACGGAUGGUAGUACGUCUGACGCUGGGUCGGGAGGGUCGCAGCAUCUUUCUCGAGAUGAGAAACGCGCUAAGGCACUAGGCAUACCGUUGGAGGUGCACGAUAUAAUCAACCUACCGAUGGACGAGUUCAACGAGCGCCUCUCCAAGCACGACCUCAGCGAGGCUCAGCUCUCACUCAUCAGGGAUAUUCGGCGUCGGGGCAAGAAUAAGGUGGCGGCGCAGAACUGCCGCAAGCGCAAGCUGGACCAGAUCACGUCGCUGGCGGACGAGGUGCGCUCGGUGCGCGACCGCAAGCUGCGCACGCAGCGCGACCACGGCGCGCUGCUGGCCGAGCGCCAGCGCCUCAAGGAGCGCUUCGCCGCCUUGUACCGACAUGUUUUCCAGAACCUCCGUGAUCCCGAAGGAAGGCCGCUUUCCUCCAACCAGUACUCACUUCAGCAAGCCGCCGACGGCAACGUGGUCCUCGUGCCAAAGAUGCAGCAGCAUCCCGAUCACCCGAUGAAUCGCACCUCAGACGACGAGAUGGACCGCAGGGCAAAGCACUACGAGCAAUGA